AUGUCGAAGCCAGAGUUAUCUGAUCGCCAAGGCCGGCUUAUCGUUCACUACGACGACAUCGACGAAGACAUAUGUGUAUACCGUGGAUCCCAUGUAUACCAACUUAACCUGGAGAACCUCGGAUAUGAACUUGUUAUCCUGUUGCCUGGAACUCCUAUCACAAUCACAGAUGGGUUAGAUACGGACUAUUGGAACAAAGCGGGCAGGGAUCGCUGCGAAUACGCUCCAAUUAGCUCACAUUGGCGUCCGCUAAAGCAAUCUAAAUCCUCCCCGAGUCCGAGGUCUGCGAAGGAAUUGUUCGUUCGGUUACGUAAAAGCUUGAUAGUCUGCAAGAGUGGAAGUGUUCACAAAUACGCAGAGACUUCCUCCGUGUACACCGGCCUAUUGUUCCACUCCCGUCAUUUUGAAAUGACGUUGAAGAUUCCCACGUUUGCGCAGCGCAAUAUUGAAUACGAGAAUCGAAUCCACGAGUCAGAGCUUGGAGAUCGGAAUUUGUAA
Messenger RNA from Histoplasma capsulatum G186AR, 498 nucleotides. RefSeq lists its product as uncharacterized. Bases 1 to 498 code for a protein of 165 amino acids. The record is from RefSeq and is a predicted model, not a curated record. The transcript is spliced from 2 exons. NCBI's taxonomy places the organism in Eukaryota, Fungi, Ascomycota, Eurotiomycetes, Onygenales, Ajellomycetaceae.